Fraxinus pennsylvanica is the source of this 459-nucleotide messenger RNA. NCBI's taxonomy places the organism in Eukaryota, Viridiplantae, Streptophyta, Magnoliopsida, Lamiales, Oleaceae. The record is from the annotation of a GenBank genome assembly.
AUGGAGAAGAUCUUUCAAGCAUCGGAGACAUUAUUGAAGCUGCUAAACUGGAAUUGGCUAACCAUCAGGAUGACCACCAGUUACACUGGUAUUCAGCUCGAUCUGAUUGCUAAACGGCUUGCAAUUUCAAGAGCUGAAGAAUGCUUCCUGAAGUUGCCAGAUUUCUUGAAGGACAAUAGAAUUUUUGGUGCUCUCUUGAAUCGUAUGCUGGUUGGUAGCAAAUGGAGGUCGAUAGUGCUUGGAACAUUUACCAGGCUACCUUUCCGACUUCCUAAUUUGGGCUACCAUGCUGUAAUUUCUUCUCUGGUUAGAUUGGAUGAUACUGAAGGAGCUGACAUGAUCUAUGAUGAAUGGUUUUCAGUGAAAUCAUUUUGCAACUCUAGAAGAGGAAAUCUUCUACCGGGUUACUAUGUUAUAAAAGGCUUUCUGAAAAUACCAAGACUUUCUUUAAUCAUAUGA